AUGGGCGAGUGGUUCCGUGACAAUGGCAAGCACGCUCUCAUCGUCUACGACGAUCUGUCCAAGCAGGCCGUUGCUUACCGUCAGAUGUCCCUCCUCCUCCGUCGUCCUCCCGGUCGUGAGGCCUACCCCGGUGACGUCUUCUACCUCCACUCUCGUCUCCUCGAGCGUGCCGCGAAGAUGAACGACAAGUUCGGUGGUGGAUCCCUCACUGCGUUGCCCAUCAUCGAGACGCAGGGUGGUGAUGUGUCCGCCUACAUUCCGACCAACGUCAUUUCCAUCACGGACGGUCAGAUCUUCUUGGAGGCUGAGCUCUUCUUCCGUGGUGUCCGUCCCGCUAUCAACGUCGGUCUCUCUGUGUCUCGUGUCGGCUCCGCUGCCCAGACCAAGAUCAUGAAGAAGUUCGCCGGUUCGCUGAAGCUCUACCUUGCGCAAUACCGUGAGGUCGCCGCCUUCGCGCAGUUCGGUUCCGAUCUCGACGCGUCGACCCGCUUCCUGCUCUCCCGUGGUGCUCGUCUCACCGAGCUCCUCAAGCAGGGUCAGUACCAGCCCAUGGCGAUGGAGGUCCAGGUCCCCAUCAUCUACGCCGGUGUGAACGGUCUGCUCGAUUCCAUCCCCGUCGACAAGAUCACCACAUGGGAAGCCGAGUUCCGCUCGCAUCUGGCCAGCGCGCAGAGUGCGCUGCUUGAGGAGAUCGCGAAGGGCAACAUCACCCCCGAGCUCGAGGGCAAGAUCAAGAAGGUCGUGGAGGACCACGUCUCGUCGUUCACUUCGUAG
This is a messenger RNA of Punctularia strigosozonata HHB-11173 SS5, 774 nucleotides long. RefSeq lists its product as uncharacterized. The transcript has 3 exons. The record is from RefSeq and is a predicted model, not a curated record. Bases 1 to 774 code for a protein of 257 amino acids. Gene Ontology annotation, biological process: proton motive force-driven ATP synthesis. NCBI's taxonomy places the organism in Eukaryota, Fungi, Basidiomycota, Agaricomycetes, Corticiales, Punctulariaceae. Gene Ontology annotation, molecular function: proton-transporting ATP synthase activity, rotational mechanism; ATP binding; ADP binding.